UGACAGUAAAGUAUGCCUAUUGUAUUGUAUGUCAAAUCGUUCAUAUCAAAAGAAUUCCAUUAAAAUAGAUUUCUAUUAAAAAUACCUCGUUUUUCGAUUCAGUAUAAAUAUUUAAGAAUAGGAAGACUCAAAACUUGUAUGUGCUGUGCAUAGAAACUCAUAAAAUCUGUGCUACGUUUAGUUAUUUCAAAAGUGUAAUGUAUUUUUAAAUUUAUCUUUUAUUCCGCGAUUUAUUUGCGAUUGUGGCGUUUAUGUGUCCUAUUUAGAGGUCAAUAACUUUCUCAUACAAAUUUUGUGUUCAAUAUUAAAGGAAUGAAUUGAAUAAAAACAAUCAUGGAUACUCCAAGCGAAACGGCAGAAAUUCUGGACAAGGAAAAACCUCAAGAUACGGGGCCGGAUCUGGUGGCAGUGCGGGUGCCAAUCAAUGGCAUGACAUGUCAGUCUUGCGUACGGAGCAUCGAGGGAUCCGUACGAGAACUGUCUGGCAUCCAGCACGUCAAAGUGGAGUUAUCUGAACACGCAGGAUACUUCAGGUAUGACCCUCGCCUGUGUUCUGUGGAGGCGAUCCGGUCUCAUAUAGAGGAUAUGGGGUUCGAAGCGCCAGUGGAUAGCAACGACGACGAAACGAGGAAUCUUCUCCCGCGCGAGAUACCAACAGACUUGCUAAUAGAUAUGACGAGUUCAAACCCGUCGAACGUCAGCUCAGUGCUGAUCUCUGUCGUUGGGAUGACGUGCCAGUCCUGUGUGAAUACUAUCGAAGGUACUCUUACGGAUAUGCCGGGCGUGGUCCACUCGACUGUCAGUCUGUCUGACAAUACAGCGUUAGUGAAAUACACGCCGGCUUCGAUAACUCCUAAACAAAUAACCGAUGCUAUAUACUCGUUAGGGUUUGACGUGAACAUAGUUAGUGUAAACGACGAGCAAAUGACAGAAUUAUCACAGAUUAAAACUGAAGAAGGAUCGGGAGAUCGUGUCAAAUCAUCGCCCCCCAAAAGUAGGACGCAACAGAACGGUGUUCCGGCGCCGGAAGUGUCGCGCUGCACGCUGGAGGUGCGCGGGAUGACGUGCGCGUCCUGCGUCGCCGCCAUAGAGAAGCACUGCGCUAAGUUGAACGGUGUCCAUUCGAUCGUUAUAGCACUCUUGGCCGCUAAAGCAGAGGUUCGCUAUGAACCGGCAAAAAUAUCAGCUCUCGCGAUAACAGAUUCGAUCACCGAGCUGGGCUUCCCGUCGGAACUUAUGAGCGACAGUGGAGCGCCGAGGGAUUUGAAUUUGUCGAUUAAAGGCAUGACGUGCGCGUCGUGCGUCAACAAAAUAGAGAAAUCAGUACUUAAAAUGAACGGCGUCGUGUCCUGUUCAGUCGCCCUCACGACCUCCAAGGCGAAAAUUAAAUACGACCCGGAAAUAAUCGGAGCUCGUAAAAUAUGCGACGCUGUUAACGACCUCGGCUUCGACGCGAGCGUUCUCAGCUCACAGAACCGCGGCACGACCGACUACCUGGAACACAAAGAGGAAAUACGAAAGUGGCGCGGCGCGUUCCUCAUCUCGCUGAUCUUCGGCGCGCCGUGCAUGGCGCUGAUGGCCUACUUCAUGUGGGCCAUGGACCACUCCGCCGGGAACAUGUGCUGCGUGCUGCCGGGCCUCAGUCUCGAGAACCUGCUCAUGGGGCUGCUGGCGACGCCUGUGCAGUUCAUCGGCGGUUGGCACUUCUACAAACAAGCUUACAAAGCUCUGAAACAUGGGACCUCUAAUAUGGACGUACUUAUAUCGAUGACGACGACUAUAAGUUAUGCGUACUCGUUAGCCGUCGUGAUCGCAGCGAUGGCCCUGCAGAAAGACACGAGCCCCCUCACGUUCUUCGACACGCCGCCCAUGCUGCUGGUCUUCGUGUCCUUGGGGAGAUGGCUGGAACACAUAGACAAGGGUAAAACAUCCGAGGCGCUAUCGAAACUCCUGUCCUUGAAACCGACUGAGGCUGUCCUCGUGACCCUGGACGAGGAAGGACGUGAGGUCAGCGAGAAGAACAUACCCGUCGACUUAGUGGAGCAAGGGGACGUUCUUAAGGUAGUGCCCGGCGCGAAGAUACCCGUUGACGGUAAGGUUAUAUCCGGGCAGAGCACGUGUGACGAGUCCCUAAUAACCGGGGAGUCGAUGCCGGUGACGAAGUCCAAAGGCUCGCUGGUGAUCGGCGGCAGCAUCAACCAGCACGGCGCGCUGCUGCUGCGCGCCACGCACACGGGCGACGCCAGCACGCUGGCGCAGAUCGUGCGCCUCGUGGAGGACGCGCAGAGCAGCAAGGCGCCCGUGCAGCGCCUCGCCGAUACCAUCGCCGGAUACUUCGUUCCAAUGGUGGUGUUCCUCUCGUUGCUGACGCUGAUCUGUUGGAUCAUAAGCGGAGCCAUCAACAUCGAUAGGAUUAAAGAUAUAACGCCGGAGAUGUACCGCGAUUCAGGGUUCACGGAGUGGGAGCUGAUCGUGCAGACGGCGUUCCACUUCGCGCUGUCGGUGCUGGCCAUCGCGUGUCCGUGCGCGCUGGGGCUGGCCACGCCCACCGCCAUCAUGGUGGCCACGGGCGUGGGCGCGAGACUCGGCCUGCUCAUCAAGGGGGCGGAGCCCUUGGAGAACGCGCACAAAAUCAAAACAGUUAUCUUCGACAAGACUGGAACAAUCACACGAGGCAGCACAACCGUAGCAAGAGUUUCACUACUAACCGGCGAGCCCUCGAUGUUACCGGAAGUACUUGCUUGCAUACUCUCUGCGGAAUUAAACUCGGAACAUCCCGUUGCUUCCGCGAUAGUUAAAUGGUGUUCUGGCGUGGUUGGUGAUGCCCGGGCCACUUGCAGCGGGUUCGCAGCGGCGCCGGGUUGCGGGUUGCGCGCUAAGAUCACCCUCAGGAAUGAUUUUCAACAAUCGCCUCAGUUGAAAGCAGCUUUGGCAAAUGCGAGGGAAGGCUCAACGAUCCAGCUGCACGGUGUUCCAGUGGAGAUCGUGGGCGGGGAGGGGGACGCCGCCCUCAGCUCCGCGCAGGCCGCCACCAGGCUGCAUGCGCUCAUACCUUCCACUGGAGACGUGGUGGAACAAAUAGUAUUAAUAGGUAACCGUGAAUGGAUGGCGCGGAACGGAGUGUCCGUGCCUCGGAGGGUUCAGGAGACGUUGCAGAGGGACGAGGAACUCGGACGAACAGCUGUGUUGGCGGCUAUUAAUGACCAACUAGUUUGCACGAUCGGAGUAGCGGACGAGGUUAAGCCGGAAGCCCAUCUCGCGGUCUACUGCCUCAAGAAGAUGGGCCUGGAAGUGUGUCUCCUCACCGGUGACAACAGGAAAACGGCUGUGGCGAUUGCUAGACAGGUUGGAAUAAAUAAAGUGUAUGCGGAGGUGCUUCCCUCACACAAGGUGGCCAAGAUACAGAAACUCCAAGAGGAGGGACAGAAAGUUGCCAUGGUGGGCGACGGUGUGAACGAUUCCCCGGCGCUGGCGCAGGCGGACGUGGGCGUGGCCAUCGCCAGCGGGACCGACGUCGCAGUCGAGGCCGCGGACAUCGUGCUCAUGCGGAACGACCUGCUGGACGUGGUGGCGUGCCUGGAGCUGUCCCGGACGACGGUGCGCCGGAUCCGGCUGAACUUCCUGUUCGCGUCCGUGUACAACCUGCUCGGCAUACCGCUCGCGAGCGGGGCCUUCGCUGCCUACGGCCUGCAAUUACAGCCCUGGAUGGCGUCAGCUGCUAUGGCGAUGAGUUCCGUAUCAGUGGUCUGCUCGAGUUUAUUACUCAAGACUUUCAGAAAAGCAUCAGCUGAACAGCUGAGAACGACAGAAUAUCUCCAAUCUAUACAUAUAGAAGAAUUGGACUCGGUGUCCGUUCAUCGGGGUUUGGACGAGAAGGUGGACCCCAUAGACAGGACGUCGCCAUUAGCCAAAUUACUUUAUCGCAGUAAAUCAGCGAAUGGGUGUCUGUUGCAAGAAGAGGAUGACAUGCUUACUGUCUCCUUCAUACCGAAACGACCGACGAGAGACGCGCCCAGUUUGAACGGAUAACCUCUGUACUAUAUUCGAGCAGCGAAGGAGAAAUAAAUAAACAAAACUUGAUUGAUAUUCAAUACUAUUUGCUAUUAGGUCGGCUAAAAGCACUACAAACAGUUCUAGAUUCAUAUAUAUUUAUUUUUAACGACACUAUUUCACUUAACAACUAAUAUACGCUUUGAUUUGACUUCCAAAGUUCCGAUAGCAAAUACGCUGUCGUACAGAACGCCAUUUUUACGUAUCCAUAAUGACAUGAAUACCACAGAUU
Vanessa tameamea is the source of this 4282-nucleotide messenger RNA. It is a transcript of the gene ATP7, whose product is annotated as copper-transporting ATPase 1. The record is from RefSeq and is a predicted model, not a curated record. The transcript has 31 exons. Lineage: Eukaryota; Metazoa; Arthropoda; Insecta; Lepidoptera; Nymphalidae. Gene Ontology annotation, biological process: copper ion import; copper ion export; intracellular copper ion homeostasis. Gene Ontology annotation, molecular function: P-type divalent copper transporter activity; copper ion binding; ATP binding. Bases 334 to 4029 code for a protein of 1231 amino acids. Gene Ontology annotation, cellular component: plasma membrane; trans-Golgi network.